Messenger RNA from Aspergillus ibericus CBS 121593, 3277 nucleotides. RefSeq lists its product as uncharacterized. Lineage: Eukaryota; Fungi; Ascomycota; Eurotiomycetes; Eurotiales; Aspergillaceae. The transcript has a single exon. The record is from RefSeq and is a predicted model, not a curated record. The coding region runs from base 278 to 3034 and encodes 918 amino acids.
UCUCAAUUAAACCCCGGGUCCCUUUGAUCGGGACGCGCUGUAUCAUCUUAUCAACAGAGUUAUUUUGGAGUUUGGACUUAUUCAGGUUUCUUGAGAAUGUAUUAGCAACUUGGUUAUCUCACAUACCCAGUCGCGAGCCCGCAGAACAUGGACUAUUUAUGAGCAUCGAUAAUCCUGACGAGCCUGGUUCUGAUGCGCCCUCCUUGACUUGCAUCCAAUUACGGACGUGACACUUCCUGGGAGUCUUAGCGAUAGACAGCGAGCCAACCGGCGCAACAUGGAGGAUAUCCGACCGACCGCGAGAUGGGCAAACCGCAUGUUGCGCCCCUUGACAUCCAUCCACCACCGACUACAGAAACACUACGAGAUCCGAUCCAGCGUUGCCGACACGAAAUCGAAAAGCAAGCCCGAUCAACCAGCCCCCGACCGUGUGCGAGCCCCGACAAAGAGAGUGGCCACUGACGCAGGCUGCAAUCUCUCGGACGAAGAACCCGAUGAUCCUGCCUGGAUCCCUGGAAAACCGGGAAAUCGCCGAAUCAGACACAAUUACUCGAGUCGCGGACAGAAGAAUGGAGUGAGACGGCGCAGUCGACUGUUGAUCAAAAGCCCCGAGGUGCAGAGGACACUGCCUGGUGCCAUUGAAAUCGCGACCCCGUUGAUCACCGGAACCGCACAAGGGCCGUCGGACGUUUCGUCAUCGAUCCGGAAACAACUCUUUCGAAAUAUUUUCCCGCCCACGAGUAACGCCGAGUCGAGCGAUCGUCGGAGGCAAUCCCGAACGAACAAUCCCAGUUUCCCGGCUUACCAGGGCUCAUGGAAGGAAGUCCUGGACCUGUCGGGUGAUCCGGGCUUUGUGGACAUUGCGCGCUUUUUGGAUCGGGUGCUUAUCAAAUUUUUGAAGAAUACGCGGGCUGCUCCGUCGGGCGCAAACAAACAUGAACUGGAAGGUCGCGGAGCCCGGUCGUUGCUAUCGAUGGCAGCGCGACGUCUUCCGGAGUUUGUGGCCGAAGAGCAGCGAUUGCAGGAUGAAGCGGAUGAGGAUGGCGAGGUCGACAUGUGCGAUGCAUACUUUACAGAGCUGGAAGCUCAUUAUGCACCUGGCGGUAAUGGAUGGCAGCCACUUCGCGAUGCCGUGCGCGCGCAGGGCAUCCACCUCAUCGCGGAGAUGAUGCUGCGGGGAUGGGUAUCCAAACUGGCUGCCUGUCGGCUUCUGGAGGAGUGUCUGGAGCACGGGGAGUUGGACGCUUUCGAAUCGCUUAUAUCACGAUAUCUUACAACUAUCAGCGCAUACGACUAUCCACCAGCCUUUGACCCUCUCAGACCCGGGAGCCACUGCGAUGAUCCUAUUCAUCUACUACGCAAUUACUACUCAAGGGCCCCUGGCAGAAGGUAUUUCGUUUUCGACGAGAUGGCCAAGCUUCUAUCCCGCAGGGCUUUCCCGCCGGAAUGGAUGGUCACCACCCGGUGGAAGAAGUGCGUGGACGGGGCCAUCCGAUCACUGUCUCUCGGCGAUGGAGAUUCAGCUGCCGCAACCAGGGCUAUCGAGGCCAUCAUUCUUUCAUCCGCUGGCAUCUACCCAGCCACGGACUCAGUGAUCGCGCGAGGGAAGGGUAAAGGCGCGUCUCGUUCUGCACGGUCCAUGGACACCCGGGCCUCGGUCAUGAAUCCCACGAGUGUACCCAAAGACCAGUCUCCGUGUCCUGUUCCCAUCCAAGAUGCGCUCAGCAACCUCUCGGCGAGCCUGGUCACCGCUCUCUGCGGUAUGUAUCUGGCACGAUCGCAAGCCGCCGGUGCCAAUGAUCAAUCGACUGGCAUGAUGGUCCGGUAUGUUGUUGAAGCAUUGUCCUUGGGGGUGCAACGGGCCAUUGGAUUGGUGUUGUCGCGACGUGAGAUGGAAGGCCCCAGUUUUCAAGCCCUGCGCCGGGGCUACGUCUUGUUGGGUGAGUGGACGCUUCAGUGUAGCGAAACACCCGUGCCCGAGGUCAUUGGCCAGUCCGACUCGAUUUCGCGGGAGAAUAUAGAAUUGUUCUGCCUAUCAUUAGCCCACCAACAUGAUGUGGUCAAACAGCUAGCAGAGUUUGUCCAACAAGUGUUUCACUGCUGUGGUCAUGCGCGCAAGAAUGAUCCUGCUCGGACGCCCCGGGACAUCCAAACGAUCGUAUCGCGGCUGGCUCAAAUAACGACCAUGAGCGGUAUUUCUUUGCUGCUCGCUAAGGUGGCCGCGGAAACAGCCAUGGCGUUGGCGGAAGUUACAUUGGAUGAGGACGACCACACGUGGGCUCUGGAAAUUCAAGGCCAGGCGGCCUCGUCCCAACAGGGAGGGAGUGCAGAACAGUCCCCUGCUGUGGCGCAUGUGCCGCCCAAUGAUGCGAUCCACUUGUACCGAUGGGAAGACAGCAUCGGUGAGUGGGUGGCCAGUACGCCGGCCUCUAAGCCCCUGGCCACACGUGGUGUUGGCUGCAUACCGAGCCCAACAGCUGGGAGAGCUGAGCGGCUUUCGAUGGCCUGCUCAACCAGUAGCAGAUCGUCCAGCCCUGAACCUUUGGAGGAGAUAGCGUCGAGCGUGACAUCAUCUGCGCCAUCCAUGUCCGGGAAAAGAGAGCGUGCGAACCAUGAUUGGAGGCCACCGUCACCCAAGAGGCUCCGGUCCAGUGUCCGGACGCUGGCUGCAGCCCCCAUCACAUCCAGCGUGUCGCCGGCGAUUCGCGGGCGCGUCGCAGCGGCUCGCUCCCAGGAGCCCGAUUCCGCACCGAUAGCCGCCCGGACGCGGACGGCCCUUCGUGACUUGCCCCAAGCCAAGAACUGCGUCGUGAAGAAGCGUCCGUCCUCCAUCCAGGCGGACCCAAUCAAGGUGGUGCCCCAGAUCGAGGUGGUUAUCAUUAACCGCCCACCCCCGGUGACGCCCUUGCUCCCGGUUCCCAGCCCGUCGAAGACGGAGGGAUUUCAACGAUCCACCCGGACGCGCCCAUUGCCCAUGCAGCGGGUGAUUCCUGGGUCAGACGACGACAGCGAGGAUGAGCUGAGUUUUUUGUGAGCGGGGUAAUUGGCUCUGGCGGUGGCGUUGGACUGUUGGGAGUUCUCAAUUUUUGGGCGGGUCUUCCAUCCUCCUGGGAGACUUUUUCGUUUAUCAUUUUGGUUUUCUGCGUAGGGUGCAUUAUUUUGGGAUUUCUGGUUCAGGAUGAUACCCGCGGCAGGCAUUCUUGGUUCCGGUCAUUGGAUUGGGGGAUAGGAUUUUGGUAUUGCUUGCACCGUAUGCUACGACUUCGCGAUAAUGGAU